This is a messenger RNA of Castor canadensis (American beaver), 1575 nucleotides long. Lineage: Eukaryota; Metazoa; Chordata; Mammalia; Rodentia; Castoridae. The record is from RefSeq and is a predicted model, not a curated record.
AUGCUGUACAUGUGCAGACGCAGCCUGCAGCCAGCGUCGUGCUUGUACUCGUGCUCACGUGGUCACCUAGGGGCGGGUAGGGGCCAUCAUGGGGCUGCAGGGCACAGCCUCAUCCUUGGUGAGUGUGUGGCCAAGCGGCAGCCUGUGUUCCUAGCUCGCUCUUGCGCUUACUCUAAGCGCUGGCAGGAGGCCUGGGUCUCACCAGCAGAAGCGAAUCAAAGGCCCUCUCCUCUUCUCUCCCCUCCCUCCCUGACUGCAGGAGCAAUAGCAGAAGGCACCUCAGAGAUAGCUACAGAAGGCUCCUCCUGCCCAGCUGCUUUGUCUCUAGGUCUCAACUUCUGCAGCUACUGGCCCUUCCAGCCACAGGCUUUGGGGCUCAGCCCCAGCUGGCGACUGACAGUUUUCUCAGGCAUGAAGGGCUGAAGCUGCAAGGUCCCCCAGGAGGCACUGCUCAAACUCCUGGAGGGACUAACGCAACCAAAAGUGCGGCCUCCACAGGGCCUAGACCAAAAAGAGGUAGCCCAACAGGCCAGCCUGUCAGCUCUGGCUGGUCCUAGCCCAACCUAUCCAUCCCUGGGCAUUGGGCUGGAUUCCUGCAUCAUCCCACUGAGGCACAGGGGCCUGUCACUGGUGCAGACAACUGACUUCUCUUACCCACUGGUAGAUGAUCCCUACAUGAUGGGGCGCAUAGCUUGUGCCAAUGUGUUGAGUAACCUCUAUGCCAUGGGCAUUACUGACUGUGACAACAUGUUAAUGUUACUCAGCGUCAGCCAGAACAUGAGCAAGAAGGAACGAGAAAAGAUAACAUCGCUCAUGAUCAAAGGCUUUCGGGAUGCUGCUGAGGAAGGAGGGACUGUAGUGACUGGAGGACAGACAGUGGUCAACCCUUGGAUUAUCAUUGGUGGAGUUGACACUGCAGUACGUCAGCCAAAUGAACUUAUAACACCUGACAGUGCAGUUGUAGGAGAUAUGCUCUUGUUAACCAAACCCUUAGGAACCCAAGUUGCUCUAAAUGCUCACCAAUGGUUAGAUAGUCCUGAGAAAUGGAAUAAGAUAAAGAUGGUGGUCUCUAGAGAAGAGGUAGUGGUGGCCUAUCAGGAAGCUAUGUUCAGUAUGGCUACCCUAAACAGAACUGCUGCUGAAUUAAUGCACACAUUUAAUGCCCAUGCAGCCACAGAUACAACGGGCUUUGGCAUUCUAAGGCAUUGUCAGAACCUUGUAAAACAACAAAGAAAUGAGGUAUCCUUUGUCAUCCACAACCUGCCAAUCAUUGUCAAGAUGGCUGUCAUCAGCAAGGCCAGUGGGCAGUUUGGACUCCUUCAAGGAACCUCAGCUGAAACUUCAGGGGGGUUGCUGAUUUAUCUACCAAGAGAACAGGCAGCUUGCUUUUGUUCUGCCAUCAAAUCUUCCAAGUAUGGAGAGGGUGGGCAGGCAUGGAUUAUUGGCAUUGUGGAAAAGGGAAACAGGACUGCCCAGAUCAUUGAUAUACCUUGGGUUAUUGAGGUUCAACCUCGUGGGGCCGAUGUGCCUACUGCUCUUGUGUCUCACAAGUUCAGUGCUUCUGAACCUAGCUGA